UGUCCGCCCGGAGCGCCCCGCAGCCGCACGCCGCCCUCCGGACCUCGGGACGCCGGCUCCGCGGUCCUCGCCCCCAGCCAGCCCGCCGGACCCGUGACGGGACCGCCACAGCCGCCCGCCGCGCUGCGGCCCGAAAGCGCCGCCUUCCGCCGGGCCGGGCCGGGCCGCUGCCCGCGUGGCCAUGCCCUCGCUCGGGGACCUGGUGCGCGACUGGCACCGGGGCGCGCAGGCCGUGGCGCGUGGGGACUGGCACGGCGCCCUCCGCCUCUUCUCGGGCGUCGCGGAGCCGCCCGCCCGGAUGAGCUUCAACGUGGGCUGCGUGCACCUGCUGGCCGGGGACCCGGAGGCCGCGCUGCGGGCAUUUGACCAGGCAGUGACCAAGGACGCCUGCAUGGCUGUUGGCUUCUUCCAGCGAGGAGUGGCCAACUUCCAGCUGGAGAGAUUCCAGGAGGCCCUGUCCGACUUCCAGCGGACCCUGGCGCAGCUGAGGGACAACGUGGCCAUCGACUACACUCAGCUGGGCCUGCAGUUCAAGCUACAGGCCUGGGAGGUGCUGUUCAAUGUGGCUGCAGUGCAGAGCCGGCUGGGGCUCUGGGCAGAGGCCACCCGCAGCCUGGAGGAAGCCAUCUCCAAGGGGCUGGAAGGGGCCCGCGAUGACCUGGACAUCGCCCUGGGCCAAGUGCAGAAACGGGCGCCCCUGCAGCCUCGGCAGGUCCCCAGGGGUGAGGUCUUCCGGCCCCACAGGCGGUACCUGGAGCACCUGCAGCCCGUGGACUUCCUGGGCAAGGCCAAGGUGGUGGCCUCCGCCAUCCCCGACCACCCGCGUGAGGACGCCUGGCCUCGGCAGCCGCAGGCUCUUGACGUGCGUGGGGAAGCCAGGCCUGGGGCUACCGCGUGGGCCCGUGACGCAGGCCCCGCCAGAGCUGGCACCGCCUGCAGCCCCAGGACACCCCUUGACGCGGAGACAGAGGUCAGCUCUGGCCAGGCUGGGCGGGCCGGCCAGGGCACGUCGGGGACCAGCGAGGAGCAGGCUGCCUCGCAGGCCACGCUCUCACCACCAGCUCCGCCGGCACAGGGUCCAGGCGCAGCCCCACACACUCCAGGCCGGGGAGGGCUGCCUGCACCCUCAGGGCCCCACCCCAGGCCCGCAGAGCCCAGCCUACGGCUUUCCUUGCAGAGCCCCCACGUGGAGCAAGGUGGCCAGCGGGUUCCUCCAGGGAUGCUGGUGGCUGGGGGGCCGGGGCCUGGCUCCUUUGAGGAUCCCGCAGGUGCUGGGGGUGCGGCUGCCGGGGGCCCCGCGUCCUUGGCGACCGUCACGGUGCAGUGCGCCUUCACGCUGGCCCUGAGGGCGCCCAGAGGAACGGACCUGUCCGGCCUGCGGGCCCUGAUGAGCCAGGCGCUUCCCCCCCAGGCCCAGUGUGGGCAGCUCAGGUGGGUGGAAGGUGGGGCAGGAGGGCUCUGCGCUGCCACGUCUCAGCCCCAGCCCGGGGAGAGGCUUCUGAGGUCGGAGGUCAGCACCCUCCCUGAAGCCGCGGCCCGCGCGGCCUGCGCUGAGGAGUCUCUUUGCAGUUACCGAGACCCUCGUGACGGCGGGUGCUGGGCGCCCCUCACCGGGGAGGAGGCCCUGCAGAGGGCCUGGGGGGAUGCGGCUGCCGGCCCCGGGGGGCUGCAGCUCCGGUGCCAGGGAGUGGGCGGCCGGCCUGUCCUCCGCCAGGUGGUGGCCCAGCACGGCUACUCCGCCCAGGGGCCUGAGGACCUGGCCCUGCAGCCGGGGGACACCGUGGACGUCCUGUGUGAAGUGGACCAGGCGUGGCUGGAGGGCCACUGCGACGGCCGCAUCGGCAUCUUCCCCAAGUGCUUCGUGGUCCCGGCCGUCCGGCGUGCGUGAGGAGCUCGGCGCUAAGAAGCCCGUGGCAGGGAGGGUUUAAUAAAAGCGAGCUGCCCCCA
Hippopotamus amphibius kiboko is the source of this 1947-nucleotide messenger RNA. It is a transcript of the gene NOXA1, whose product is annotated as NADPH oxidase activator 1. The transcript is spliced from 13 exons. Gene Ontology annotation, molecular function: superoxide-generating NADPH oxidase activator activity; protein binding. The record is from RefSeq and is a predicted model, not a curated record. Bases 182 to 1888 code for a protein of 568 amino acids. Gene Ontology annotation, biological process: superoxide anion generation. NCBI's taxonomy places the organism in Eukaryota, Metazoa, Chordata, Mammalia, Artiodactyla, Hippopotamidae.